AUGUUCCCAAACACCGGCCAGCAAAGCUCCGUCUUUGGAGGUGCAGCAACAAAUCAACCUGCAAAGCGAAGUUUACUCGAUCUCGGGGAUUCACAAUCGCAGCAACAACCGCAGCAGCAACAACCGCAACGGUCCAACCCAUUUGGGUCCUUGCUACCCAGCGCCCCGGCAGUUACUAGCCAGCCAGCAACUACUCCCUCCUUCGGUCAAACCACCACACAAAACACUCUGGGCUCGUCGCUUUUGGGGAACCAGCCGGGGGCGCAAACCCAAUCGCAGUCCCAGCCGGCAACACAGCCCAUUGCCGCUUCUCAGUCCACUCAACCUGCGUACUUCAGUAGCUUGUUGGAGCGGGGUAAAAAACGUCCACACGCGUCUACUGGAGAUGCAGCUUCUGCGGACCUUCCUAAUCUUCAGCUUGGUUUAGAUGAUAUUCGGAGAGCUGCGCGAGGAUUGGGGGCGCCUGGUGAGCGGCGAGGAUUGGGAGGAAAAUGGCCGGAUAAUAAAGCACACUACUCUCUUGCGGCUUCCGGUAUCUCGCCCGGCCAAGUCUUGCAGGAUUUGAAAAUGCUGGGUAGCCAAACCACAGCGAGUAGCCCAUUCAAGAGUACCGACACAUUCGAUCCCGACAAUCAGAAGUUUCUACGGCAGGUUCAGCAGCGUGGGCGGGAAGCGAUGGUUGCUGAAAGUCUUGCCCGUGUCCGUAAGGACUUUGACGCUUUUCUCGAGGAGAAAGUGAAUGUCAACUGGGACGAGCAGCGCAAAAAGAUCUACGAGCAUUUCGGCUUGAUGUCUAGGGAUGACUCUGCGCGGGGAACGUCUGAUUCUUCAUCCCGCGGCUCCUUUGGAAAAUCAGCUGCACUGGGACGGUCCGCUGGGGGGACAGGUAUGCCGCGGGGCGGCGAUGCCAUUGGCAGGCGCAGCAUAUUUGGUCGGUCGGCGUUGGGGAAAUCCGUUAUUGGGUCUCCUUCAGUCAACGGGCGUACUUCCCAGUAUCUUUCUGAUUCCGCAAUGCGUAACGAGGAAGGUGCGGGAGUUGCCUCUGCUGAUUCUCGUUUCCUGAGAGAAAAACUUCGGCACUUUGCGAACAGCGUUCAGGAGCUGAAUGAGGCGAGACUCCAAGAAAGGACUUUCCCGAUUCUACAUCGAUUUGCAGAAACCGAGCGGGUCGCCGGUGGGGAUGUUCCACGGCAAUUAUUUGAAGCUUACCAUGCCCUGAUCAGCAUGGUAAAUGAAAGCCCGAACUCCGCUAGUCUUUCAGAACCCGGUGUGCUCAAGGAACGACAAUUCGCGGGCGACUACCUAGAUGAUUCUUUACAUUCCGUUGGAGCAACGAGGAUGAGAAAGAGAAUUAUCGAAGGGUCGCGAAAAUUUUUGGAACAGUUGUUUCAUAAGGAAGUCGAAAGUAUUAUUACAAAGAACCCGCGGGAAGCCCAGCUUGGUGGGGUCCCUUCGAUAACCAACAAGAUUCGCGCUUACAUUCGCCUUCGCGCUGCACGAAAGGACCUUGCCCCUGAUGGCACGGAACUCCAGAUGGUCGGCCAGGAUUACUGCUGGAUCCUCAUUUUCUAUCUCCUCAGAUGUGGUUUCGUCAAGGAAGCAGCGGAAUAUGUGAGCCAGGAUCCAGGGUUCCGGUCACUUGACCACAAAUUUGUUACCUACAUGACAACCUAUGCGCAGAACAGGCGGCUUCCCAGAGACCUGCAGCAGAAGAUCAAUGGAGAGUAUCAGCAGCGUUUGCGCAAUGCUCCGGAGAAUACUGUCGAUCCAUAUCGCAUGGCAUGCUAUAAAAUCAUUGGCCGCUGUGACCUCAGCCAACGUCGGUUUGAUGGCAUCGGGCAGGGCGUUGAGGAUUGGAUGUGGUUACAGUUCGUUUUCGCUCGGGAAGAUAGCCGAACUGAGGAAGUGGCUGGGGAGCUCUUUGGAUUGGAGGAAAUUCAGAGUGAUAUCAGUGAAAUCGGACUGCGAGUAUUUGGAAAGGGCCAAGAUGGCCCCGGCGGCUAUGGAACUUUCUUCCUCCUCCAGAUCCUCGGAGGCAUGUUCGAGCAGGCCGUAUCGUGUCUUGCGCAUCAUGAACCGAUCAGUGCUGUACAUUUCGCAAUUGCGCUGGAUUUCUAUGGCCUGCUCCGUGUUUCUGACUUUUUUGCGUCAGGGGAGGAUUUAUUGACGUUUAGCACGAAACAACUUCCCCAAAUCAACUUCGCAUCACUCAUUACACAGUAUACUCGAGAAUUCCGCACUGGUUAUGUUGAAGCUGCAGUCAACUAUUUCACUCUUAUAUGCCUGAACGCGGAUCUUCCAGGAGAGCUUGGCAAAUCCCAGGCUUCCGUCUGUCACGAAGCUUUGAGAGAAUUCAUUUUGGAAACUCGAGAUUUUGCGCUCCUUCUAGGAGAUAUCCGCAGCGACGGCACCAGAAUCAAGGGCGCGAUCGAACGGCGACUGAAGCUCAUCAAACUUAUCGACCAAGAAGAAUUCUUAAAGACGAUCACUGUUCAAGCAGCAGCCGUGGCCGAUGAUAAGGGACUCAUUACUGACGCCGUUCUGCUAUACCACCUGGCUGAAGAAUACGACAAUGUUAUCUCCGUAAUCAACCGCGCACUUGCGGAUGCUAUUGCUGUAGAUUUGGGCGAUUCGGCAAUGAAGCUGCAGCCCCUAAAACCGCGAACCACGCCGAGCAGCCAGGAACAACCACAGCAGCCUCAACAAGCAAGCACCCUUCCUGAACAGGGAAGCAGCCUAAGUCUCACGGCGGUUGAUGACCCGGUUGUGCUCGCUAAAAAUAUGAUUGGGCUCUAUAAUACCAACGCGCUCUAUUACCAGAAAAUACACCAGAUCAACAGGGAUGCAUGUGGCCUAUUGCUACGCACAAUGGAAGCAAAGGCGAAUGUUGCAGCCGGGAAAUGGGCGCAGGCGCUAGAUGAUAUCAACAAUCUCCAGAUCCUCCCAUUACGAGCCCAGGGCUCUGUCACGUACAUCCGCAGUGCCGCGCAGGCAUUCCCAUCCCUCCCCCCGGUCAUCUCCAGGAACGCCGGCCAGCUGAUUAUGUGGAGUAUGAUGUGCAUCGGUCGCGAACGGGAAAGACUUCAACAAGGGGCAUACGCGAAUGGCAUGAGGCAGAGCUUGGCGGAUGAGCUUCUUGUGAUGGCGAAAGACUUGAUGGUUUUCGCGGGUAUGAUCAAGUACAAGUUACCACCGCGGGUUUAUGAGAUGUUGGCCAAAGCGGGCGGGGAGAUUGGGCUGUAA
Molecule: messenger RNA, 3243 nt
Organism: Histoplasma capsulatum G186AR
Lineage: Eukaryota; Fungi; Ascomycota; Eurotiomycetes; Onygenales; Ajellomycetaceae
Product: meiotically up-regulated gene 87 protein
Exons: 5
Coding region: 1-3243 (1080 amino acids)
Biological process (GO): protein import into nucleus; poly(A)+ mRNA export from nucleus
Cellular component (GO): nuclear pore
Molecular function (GO): structural constituent of nuclear pore
Source: RefSeq, a predicted model, not a curated record